Brugia malayi is the source of this 894-nucleotide messenger RNA. RefSeq lists its product as uncharacterized. Gene Ontology annotation, biological process: regulation of transcription by RNA polymerase II. The transcript has 4 exons. The coding region runs from base 1 to 894 and encodes 297 amino acids. Gene Ontology annotation, cellular component: nucleus; transcription regulator complex. The record is from RefSeq and is a predicted model, not a curated record. Lineage: Eukaryota; Metazoa; Nematoda; Chromadorea; Rhabditida; Onchocercidae.
AUGGUAUCUGAUUCGUACUAUCGAAGUUUAAUUGAAGCUGUUCGUCAAUUACCGGUACUCUAUGAUCGAGCACAUCCGGAUUUUCGAAAUGUACGAAAGCGUAAUGAGGCAUGGAAACUUGUUAGUGAGACAUUAUUCAAACGUGGAUUCUCACCAAAUGAAGUAUCGGUAACAAAAUCAAGAGAUCGAUGGAAAAGUUUGGUACAACGAUAUCGAACCUCAGGACAAUUUGGUCCAGCAUUUAUGUUUACUGCAGAAAUGCAAUUUCUUGAUGAAUUUCUUAAUGCUGUACCUCCACAAUCAGCAGACGUGGUAGCAACAAAUUCGCUUCUUGGAAAUAUGAAAAAAGAGGAUAGCGAAUGGGAAUUUCCAGCUUUAUUUGGUAAUGCUAAUCAAACGGAUAAUAAUAUGUCUUUAUUUGCAAAUAUGGAUUCACCUGGAGGUUCUUCAUCACCAUAUGCGCAACAACAAAAUGAUAUUAAUGCAAUUGAUGGUACUAGUACCGAUGAUGGAUUGUUAAAUGGAAAUUGUAAUUUCUCUAAUGGAAAUGGUGCUUCAUCGGCACAUUGUGUUCCUAUUUCAAUUUCUUCAUUAUCUGUAAAAGAUCUCAUGGCACGAAAACGACCACGUCAGAAUGUUCCAGAUGGUCCAACAGCAUUAGAGAAAAGAAUUGCAAGUAGUUUGGAAACAAUUCAAGAAUUUAUCAGUAAUGCAUUUCAAAAGCAAAAGGAGCAAGAAACAGAAAAAGAAAGAAGUCCAAAUGCUGCUCUAUUUCAAUGCAUUGAUCAUCUUACAGCUGAUAUGUCACCAAAAGAGCAUCAAGAAGCAUUACGUGAAAUUAAACGAUCAUGUGUGAGUAUUUGUGCUAGGAUUAUGUCCGAAUCACAGCCAUAA